Molecule: messenger RNA, 1005 nt
Organism: Ipomoea triloba (trilobed morning glory)
Lineage: Eukaryota; Viridiplantae; Streptophyta; Magnoliopsida; Solanales; Convolvulaceae
Exons: 1
Coding region: 81-746 (221 amino acids)
Source: RefSeq, a predicted model, not a curated record
CCAAAUUAAUCCUCCAAACAACAAAAAACGUAACAAUCCUAUCCCAAAUAAAACUCCCAACAUUAUUAUAAGGAUUUAUCAUGGCGCCCCACGGAGAGCCAGUGCUGCUCACCUCCUAUUCUCGUACCACACCAAAGAACAACAACAACAACAACGUUGGUGUCGGUGUCGGCGGAAAACCUCCGCGUCUCGGAAACGACGUCGUUAACCACAACAACAACAACAACAACCUGCAAAGAACGGUGUCCGACAUCUCCUUCGAGCUGAGCAAGGAGGUGGCGGCAGCGUGCACCGCCGCCGCCGCCGACGCCGCCAAGCUGCCGCCGAUCUCGGAGGUGGAGGACGCCAAAUGCGAGUGCUGCGGCAUGUCGGAGGACUGCACGCCGGAGUACAUAGACCGCGUCCGCGCCAAAUUCGCCGGCCGGUGGAUCUGCGGCCUCUGCUCCGAGGCCGUGAAGGAGGAGGAGGAGAAAAACGGCGGAAAAAGGGAAGAGGCCGUCAACUCCCACAUCAACGCUUGCUCCAAGUUCAACAAGUUCGCUCGGGCUUACCCGGUUCUUUACCAGGCGGAAGCCAUGAGAGAGAUGUUGAAGAAGACGAGAGCAGAUCCCAGAGGUCUCAGGGCCGCCAAAACCUUCAGCGCUAGGGAUAACAAAGGCAAACCAAACAAAGCCGGAAUAGCCAGGAGUUCCAGUUGCAUUCCCGCCAUAACCAGAGACAUGACUGAGCUUAACAUUAAUAAUUAAUCACUAAUUACUAAGAAUGUCCUAAUAUAAUGUAUAUAUUAAUUUAUUUUUAGUUUUGGGGAAUAAGACAAUAUUAUCCUUGAGGGUUCUGGUGUAUACCUAACUUUCAGGUAGUGACAGUGGAUUCUCUCGUCAUAAAAAAGAAUUAAAGAAGCCAUUGCUAUAAUCACCCUUUAGUAUGGGGUUUUUUGGGUUGGUCUUAGCUAAAAACUUAUUUACUCACCCAUUAGGGUUAGUUAUGACAUUUCCAUUAAGGGUA